AUGAGCAGUGUCCCACCGGAUAUUGCUCAGAACACAACUGAUGAGAUGCCCCCCGAGUGCUCCCACAAUGAAUCCUAUGAUUUCAAUCGAUACGCGUUGAUUGUCUAUAUUGGGACACCGAUUGCAAUUGCUGGUGUCAUUUGUAAUUGGAUUCUAUUUAGAUUGUUCACCAAAUCCAAAUCAGCCAAGUCCCCGGCGUUGUAUCUGUUGUUAUUGGCGGUUUUGGAUCUCCUAAUGGACCUCCUCUACAUCCCAUUCUUCACCGUCGACGCCCUUGCCAUCUACCACAAAAACGAAUUCCUCUACCAUAUCUGGCAUGACUACGCUAUGUUUGUCUUUGGCCUCAGUCGGCUAGUGCAAUUCGCCUCCACUUAUAUCAUCUUAUGCGCUACAAUUGAGCGAUUCAUAGUGGUCGCUGAAAUCAAUUCCUUGAACUUUCUGAUCAACUCAACUGGAAGAUUCGUCACUAUUGGAGUCACCUUCCUGGGCGUUGCUAUUCUAAGACUACCUGCAUUCUUUGAGUAUUACAUUACAUUCCGUCCGGACUGUCCCAUAUACGAGAACUAUGACUAUACACCACUGCUAGCCGGUUGGGAACAUUAUCAGAUGUUCAAUUUCUAUGUGAUGACUGUCCUGCAUAUAUUCGUUCCAUUCGCCUUACUACUUAUGCUCAAUAUCUCCAUUGUGGUGGUCACCAAGAGAAAACUCACCGGUAUUGGAUGGGCGGUCACUACUUUUAUUGAUAUGCCGAAAGUUAGUGAGAUGAUACGAAAAGAAUCCAUCAAUUCGAAUAAGAGGAGACGAGAUGAGUUACGGUACGCCACGUGGACAAUGGUGUCGAUCGCCACCACUUAUUUAUGUUGCUCAUCGCUAUCACUUUUCAUUGGAAUUCUUGAAAAUGUGUGGCCAGAGAAUACAUUGUUGUUUAUGGAGGAUGGAUCGAGCACAAAAUUCUACACCCUGGCAUCGGAUACUGUCAGUAUACUCGUCGCCGUGAAUUCUCUACUUCGAAUUUUUGUAUACCUACUGUGCAGUCCUAAUUUUAGAAAACAACUAGUCAAAGAGUACCCUUGUCUGAAAUGCAUCGCCUGUGGAGCUGACAGCGAUGAAAAAACGAAGAAAAUCAAGGAGGAGAAGAAACUUUUCAUCGGAUACCAGAACCUGAUAAUGGGUGCCAGGGUCGAUAUGUUGUAA
Molecule: messenger RNA, 1194 nt
Organism: Caenorhabditis remanei
Lineage: Eukaryota; Metazoa; Nematoda; Chromadorea; Rhabditida; Rhabditidae
Exons: 6
Coding region: 1-1194 (397 amino acids)
Biological process (GO): G protein-coupled receptor signaling pathway
Cellular component (GO): membrane
Molecular function (GO): G protein-coupled receptor activity
Source: RefSeq, a predicted model, not a curated record